This is a messenger RNA of Aspergillus melleus, 171 nucleotides long. RefSeq lists its product as uncharacterized. The record is from RefSeq and is a predicted model, not a curated record. The transcript has a single exon. Bases 1 to 171 code for a protein of 56 amino acids. NCBI's taxonomy places the organism in Eukaryota, Fungi, Ascomycota, Eurotiomycetes, Eurotiales, Aspergillaceae.
AUGGCCGUCGUUCUACGAGUUAUCACUGCAGACACCGGAAAGCCUCGGUGCAGUACCCAGCCCGUGGCAUAUGUUCACGGCGGCGUACUGGCUGUGCGGGCGCACGAAAGGCUCUACAGCAAGGGCCCUGGCUUCAAUCGACUGUGGAUUUACCAGCAAGCGGACGGGUGA